This is a messenger RNA of Penicillium brasilianum, 948 nucleotides long. Lineage: Eukaryota; Fungi; Ascomycota; Eurotiomycetes; Eurotiales; Aspergillaceae. The record is from the annotation of a GenBank genome assembly.
AUGCCUGCAACAGAGUCUGUGACCUCACCAGAGGAAUUCCAUUUCGAUUUUGACUGGGCAGACGAUGUCGAAGAUGGGCUCCAACGACAAGAAUCUCACGACUGGGACCUGUGCCACGCCGCCGAGGAAUACUUAGGUGGUGAAGAUUUAGAAGCUACAAGCCAUGGUACGAGUAACAUUGAUUUUGAGAGAGACGUUGAGUAUAUUACGGGGGCUGACAUUGCAGACCAUGAUACAAACAUCGUGAGCAUUCCAUCGACUGAAGAAGUCUCACCCACACAACGGCCGCGUCGUGGAAUCGCGCAGGAAUUUCGUGGACGUGACUCCGCCGUGUCUCACGACGAAAACAUCCACCACUUCAACUGGUUCGGAAAUGCAGUCUACCAUCCUAGCUUGACAACCCCCGCCGAGUCCCUUGCCAUCAUUUUCAGUGGCCCCAAAGUUCCAAAAGAGAACGACAAGCUCCGGAUCGCGAGCAUCCUUCGUCGAGCCUUUCAAUACCUGGACCCUGUGGUGGUAAGUUUUGAGAGAACCAAGAAACGAUUUCUCAAGCGUCGAGGCUCCAGCUUACAAACUGCAGCAGAAGGUCACGUUUUCAAGUUCUACACACCUCAUGGCCGGUGGAUGGUAGAUUCAAAUGUCCUUCACUCUGAGUUGAUAUUAAGGGAUGCAGAUACUCAGUAUGACUACCUCGGCUCUAAAUUCUCUGUUGGAAACGGCUUUCAGAGCUUCAGCUUAAUUCCAACCAGGUCGAACUGGCGCUCAGCUCGACGUAAAAUCAUUCGAUCUCAGCAACGCACGUCGCCCCGGAAGAAUAAUUGGUCCCCACCUCCACCAUCUCCCCUCCGACAGUCCAUGAGUUUAUCCGGUAGUGUCGCAAAGGAUUCAAGCGAAAUUCCUGCGACACGCAGGCUCAACGGCUAUCCAUCGGUUCAACAUCGCCGUUGA